AUGUGGCGCCGCCUUGUCCUAGGGUUCGCCGCGUUGGCUUCGGGUUGUGACUACACCAAGAUCCAGAGCGCUGUCAGUUCCAUCUCCACCAGCUCUACCUCGGCGCACAGCAUCUUCAUCUACGCUGGCACUUACACGGAGCAAGUCACAAUUCCGUCUUUAUCCGGAAAGUUAACCAUAUACGGAUACACAAGCAAUACUGCGUCUUAUAGCAGCAAUGUUGUCAACCUGGACUGGAGCUCAAGCCUUGCUAGCGGUGCUGCCGACGAUGAGCAUACCGCCGCAUUGAUCAACCUCUCCAAGAACGUUGCAGUCUACAACAUCAACAUCAAAAAUACCUACGGCAAAGGAUCCCAGGCUAUUGCACUGUCCGCAUAUAACACCGAACAAGGCUACUAUGGCGUUGGCUUGUACGGCUAUCAGGAUACUCUGCUUGCGGAGACGGGCAAUCAAGUCUAUGCUGCAUGCUACAUUGAGGGCGCAGUUGAUUUCAUCUUUGGGCAGCACGCUCGCAUCUGGAUCACCAAGUCGGUAAUUGCAGUCAGUGCUGGCGGCGGGUGUAUCACUGCCAACGGACGGUCUUCGUCUUCUGAUGUGAGCUACUACGUUAUCAAUGACAGCACGAUUCAGGCUGCCUCCGGUGACUCAGUCUCCUCCGGUACCGUUUACCUCGGUCGCCCUUGGAGCGAGUAUGCACGAGUCUGCUUUCAAGACUGCAGUCUGUCUAGCAUCAUCAACAGUGCAGGCUGGAGCCAAUGGAGCAGCAGCACACCCAACACUGAGUAUGUUACCUUUCAAGAGGUUGGCAACACAGGCACCGGUGCCAGUGGCACGCGUGCGAGCUUCGCAACCAAGAUUAGCGCACCGCUCACCAUCGCGACCAUUAUUGGAAGCGAUUAUACAAGUUGGGUUGACAGCACAUACCUUUAG
This is a messenger RNA of Phaeoacremonium minimum UCRPA7, 930 nucleotides long. Its product is annotated as putative carbohydrate esterase family 8 protein. The record is from RefSeq and is a predicted model, not a curated record. Gene Ontology annotation, molecular function: pectinesterase activity. The coding region runs from base 1 to 930 and encodes 309 amino acids. Lineage: Eukaryota; Fungi; Ascomycota; Sordariomycetes; Togniniales; Togniniaceae. The transcript is spliced from 4 exons. Gene Ontology annotation, biological process: cell wall modification.